Messenger RNA from Lethenteron reissneri (Far Eastern brook lamprey), 3882 nucleotides. RefSeq names its product RNA polymerase I subunit B (gene POLR1B). The record is from RefSeq and is a predicted model, not a curated record. Gene Ontology annotation, biological process: DNA-templated transcription. NCBI's taxonomy places the organism in Eukaryota, Metazoa, Chordata, Hyperoartia, Petromyzontiformes, Petromyzontidae. Gene Ontology annotation, molecular function: ribonucleoside binding; DNA-directed RNA polymerase activity; DNA binding. Gene Ontology annotation, cellular component: nucleus.
GCACGUGGAGCUAUCGAGGCAGCAUGGCCGCGUCCACGGAGCCGCCGGCGGCUUGCGGCGCUCCGAGCCUCAAGGAGCUCACGGCGCCCGACUACGGGCGGCCGCCGGCCACGCAGAGACGCGCCCUGCAGGAGCUCGUCAAGUCGCACGUCGAGUCGUUCGACUACGUGCUACACGAGGGCCUCUCGCAGGCGGUGCAGGCCAUCCCUCCCAUCGAGUUCAUGAUAAAUGGCAAUCGCCUGUCGCUGGCUUUCGUCGACACCUCCAUCUCUCCGCCCAUGGUGGGCAAGGCAGCCGUGUGCCGGGACAUGCGCGUCUUCCCCGCCGAGUGCCGUGCGCGCCGCGCCACCUACCGUGGCAAGCUCAUGGCGGAUGUGAGCUGGUCGGUGAACGGGGAGCCGCAGGGCAUCAUCCAGCAGAGUUUGGGUCAAGUGCCCAUCAUGGUGAAGUCCAAGGCUUGCAACCUGCGCGGGAUGUCACCCGCCGAGCUCAUAGCUCACCACGAGGAGGCCGAGGAAAUGGGCGGCUACUACAUUAUCAACGGCAUCGAGAAGGUGGUGCGCAUGCUGAUCAUGCCACGGCGAAACUACCCUAUUGCCUUGAACCGGCCCAAGUGGAAGAGCAGGGGCCCCGGCUACACCGAGUUCGGCAUCUCCAUCCACUGUGUGUGCGAGGAGCACACGGCCAUCAACAUGAAUCUGCACUACCUGGACAACGGCACCGUCAUGCUCAAUUUCAUCUAUCGCAAGCAGCUCUUCUUCAUGCCGCUCGGCUUCGCGCUCAAGGGCCUCGUGUCCUUCACAGACUACCGCAUCUUCAGCGAGCUCACAAAGAGCAUGGAGGGGAACUCGUUCUACCGGAGCUGCGUGGCGUACAUGAUGCGCGCCGUGGGUGACGAGGGCUGCCUCACGCAGGCCCAGGUGAUGCGCUACCUGGGAGAGCGAUUCCGCGUCAAGCUUGUCCUGCCCGAGUGGCUCACGGACGAGGAGGUGGCGGAGUUUCUCUUCGACCAGUGUAUAUGCAUCCAUCUCAAGAGCAACGUGGAGAAGUUCCAGCUGCUGUGCAUGAUGACGCGCAAACUCUUCGCCUUCGCCAAGGGGGAGUGCGCGCCAGAGAACCCCGACAGCCUCUCGACGCAGGAGGUCUUGACUUCGGGGCAUCUAUACCUCAUGAUGCUCAAGGAGAAAAUGGAGGGCUGGCUCGUGGGCGCCAAGUUUUCGUUUGACAAGCGCGUGCAGCGCCACAGCAACAUCCCGCUCACCACGGACUCUAUUGCCAAGGUCCUGAGCUCCGUGUCGGACCUCACCCGCGCCACCGAGUACCUGCUGGCGACAGGGAACCUCGCCUCCAAGACAGGCCUGGGCAUGCUGCAGGAUGCGGGUCUGGCGGUGGUGGCCGACAAGCUGAACUUCACGCGCUACAUCUCGCACUUCCGCGCCGUGCACCGCGGCGCCGCGUUUGCGCGUAUGCGCACCACGACGGUGCGCCGCCUGCUUCCCGAGUCGUGGGGCUUCCUGUGCCCCGUGCACACGCCCGACGGGACGCCCUGCGGCCUCCUCAACCACUUGACGGUCGGCGCCCAGGUGGUGACGGCCGUCACGCCCAUCGGUGGCAUGCCCGCCCUGCUCUGCUCGCUCGGCGUGGUGCCGGUGGACGGCACCCCCGCUUGCCCCUACUCCGAGUGCUACCCGGUGAUGCUGGAUGGCUCCUUCGUGGGCUGGGCCGACCCUCGGAUCGCGCCAGAGAUCGUCAGCACGCUGCGCACCUACAAGGCGCGCAAGGAGAAGCGAGUGCCGCCCUGGACCGAGGUGGUGCUGGUUCCCAAGACGGCCUGCGCCAGCCUCUACCCAACGCUCUACGUGUUCACGGGCGCCGGCCGCCUCAUCCGCCCCGUCCGCAACCUGGCACUCGGCGUCGAGGAGCUCAUAGGCACCUUCGAGCAGAUUUACAUGGACAUCGCGAUCCGUGAGAACGAGAUCGUGAAGGGGGUGACCACGCACCAGGAGCUGUUUCCACACAGCAUGCUGAGCGUGGUGGCCAACUUCAUCCCCUACUCGGACCACAACCAGAGUCCCCGCAACAUGUACCAGUGUCAGAUGGGCAAGCAGACGAUGGGCACCCCGCUGCACAACUUCCGCGACCGCUCUGACAACAAGCUGUACCGGCUGCAGACGCCGCAGAGCCCCCUGGUGCGGCCGUACAUGUACGACCACUACGCCAUGGACACUUAUCCCGCGGGCACCAACGCCGUGGUGGCAGUCAUCUCCUACACGGGAUACGACAUGGAGGACGCCAUGAUCGUGAACAAGUCGUCGUGGGAGCGCGGCUUCGCGCACGGCAGCAUUUACAAGACGGAGCUCGUGGAUCUCACCAAGUGCGUGCGCGAGGGCCGCGACGAGCUCGUGUUCGGCUUCAAGGCCGGCGACGACGCGCGACCCGGCGCCGCCAAGCUCGACGCCGACGGCCUGCCCUCGAUCGGCUCGUGGCUGCGCUACGGGGAGCCCUUCUACUCCUACUUGAACCUCGCCACCGGCGAGGCCACCGUCAUCGCCUACAAGGGCAAGGAGGACGCGGUGGUGGACAACGUGAAGGCGUGCGGCAACGACAGCGGCACGGGCCACUUCUUUCGGGCGUGCAUCACGAUGCGCAUUCCCCGCAACCCCACGAUCGGCGACAAGUUCGCCAGCCGCCACGGCCAGAAGGGCAUCUUGAGCCGGCUGUGGCGCACCGAGGAUAUGCCGUUCAGCGAGGGCGGCAUGACGCCCGACAUCCUGUUCAACCCGCACGGAUUCCCGUCGCGCAUGACCAUCGGCAUGCUGAUCGAGAGCAUGGCCGGCAAGUCGGCCGCCAUGCACGGCCUGUGUCAUGACGCCACGCCGUUCACCUUCUCGGAGAGGAGCUCGACCGACGGAGACGAGGGUAAGCAGCUGACGGCGGUGGAGUAUUUUGGCAAGCUGCUGAGUGCCGCGGGCUACAGCCACCUGGGCACGGAGCGCCUGUACAGCGGCAUCAGCGGCCUGGAACUCGACGCCGACAUCUUCAUCGGCAUCGUCUACUACCAGCGCCUGCGCCACAUGGUGUCCGACAAGUUUCAGGUACGAACGACGGGCGCGCGCGACCGCCUCACCUGCCAGCCGGUGGGCGGGCGCAACGUUCAGGGCGGCGUGCGCUUCGGCGAGAUGGAGCGUGACGCGCUGCUGGCGCACGGCACCUCGUUCCUGCUGCACGACCGCCUGGUGGCGUGCUCGGACCGCUGCGAGGCGCGCGUGUGCACGCGCUGUGGCUCGCUGCUGUCGCCCACGCUGGAGCGGCCGCCGCCCGACUGGGCGCACACUCGCAGCGGUCGCCGCGCCUGGGUGUGCGUCGUGUGCAAGAGCGCGGACUCCGUGUGUGUCGUGACGAUGCCCUUCGUGCUGCGAUACUUCGUGGCCGAGCUCGCCUCCAUGAACAUCAAAGUGCAGCUGCAGGUCAAGUGAAGCUGCCUCGUGUGUGUGUGUUGGUUGGGAGGAGGGGAGGUGCAGUGGUUAGCGUAUUGCAGCGACCCGGUGUUCCACUUUCUGCUCGUGACCAACAUCGGUGGCGAAUAUGUAAACGAGUCCCGAAUACUUUGUGCGAUUUGGCAACAUUACUGAUGAGGCAGUUUCGUUGGGUUUGGUGUUGACCAACCCACCCCCUCGUACGACAUCCAGAACUCAAUAGGUGCUCGCUAACAGCACUUGCCCGAGCAGCUUUUGAGGUUUUUUGUUCUUGUGUGAAGGCUGGGCCAGGAGGUCCAGAUGGCUGGGUAAGCCACAGAAUUAUUAUUUUAAAGCCAUAUUUCUUGUAAAAAAAAAAGAUUCCAUACAUUUCCUCGUGUGAUUCUGAAUAAACGUUAUCGAGAAA